Sinocyclocheilus anshuiensis is the source of this 422-nucleotide messenger RNA. RefSeq names its product actin-related protein 2-A-like. The transcript is spliced from 2 exons. The record is from RefSeq and is a predicted model, not a curated record. The annotation marks the transcript as partial. Lineage: Eukaryota; Metazoa; Chordata; Actinopteri; Cypriniformes; Cyprinidae.
UUGUUUUCCCAGUUGUCUCCAGCUACGUUCGACACUUUUAAUUUCUCUUUCAACCUGCACAGCUUCCGUUCAGCUCAAAAUGAAAGAUAACAUUGAGCCUUCUGAACUUUGACCUCUCCGCUGUGACCUGUAGGACCUAAUGGUGGGUGACGAGGCGAGCGAGCUGCGCUCCAUGCUGGAGGUGAACUACCCGAUGGAGAACGGGAUCGUGAGGAACUGGGACGAUAUGAAGCACCUGUGGGACUACACUUUCGGCCCCGAGAAGCUCAACAUCGACUCGCGGAACUGCAAGAUCCUGCUCACGGAGCCGCCCAUGAACCCCACCAAGAACCGAGAGAAGAUCAUCGAGGUGAUGUUUGAGACCUAUCAGUUCUCAGGCGUUUAUAUCGCCAUCCAGGCCGUGCUCACUCUUUAUGCGCAAG